Messenger RNA from Candidula unifasciata, 1266 nucleotides. NCBI's taxonomy places the organism in Eukaryota, Metazoa, Mollusca, Gastropoda, Stylommatophora, Geomitridae. The record is from the annotation of a GenBank genome assembly.
AUGAAUCCCAAUUUGAACAUGCCGCCUGGGCCUGGGAUUCCCAUGCAAGCAGGACCACCAAUGUCGUUGCCUGGAGGGCUAAUGUCAGGAAUACCUAUGCCAGGCGGAACACCGAUGUGUGGCCAGGACCCAUUUUACUCUUCCCCCUUUUCCACUCCAUUUUAUAGGCGGCCGACACCUUACAUGGGGCAGCCAGACUACAGGAUUUAUGAACUCAACAAACGACUGCAGCACAGAACUGAGGAUAGUGACAAUCUCUGGUGGGACUCGUUCACCACCGAGUUCUUCGAGGAUGAUGCACAGCUCACUCUGACAUUCUGUUUAGAAGAUGGUCCUAAGCGAUAUACUAUUGGAAGAACGUUGAUACCAAGAUAUUUUCGCAGCAUCUUCGAAGGUGGAGUUACAGACUUGCACUACAUACUGAAAUACCCAAAGGAGUCGUUUCACAACACCACUAUCACCUUGGAUUGUGAUCAUGCACUUAUGGUUACACAGCAUGGCAAGCCCAUGUUCACAAAUGUAAUCACGGAAGGUAGGUUGAUAUUAGAGUUCACCUUUGAUGACCUCAUGAGGAUCAGAUCCUGGCACUUUGCAAUCAGGCAGCACCGAGAACUUAUUCCACGAAGCAUUGUUGGCAUGCAGCAAGAUCCUGCAAUGGUGGAGCAGCUCUCAAAAAACAUAACAAGAAUGGGACUGACUAACUACACUUUAAACUUUCUGAGGUUGUGUGUGAUACUAGAGCCAAUGCAGGAACUUAUGUCCAGACAUAAAGCCUACGGCCUCAAUCCUCGUGACUGUUUGAAAACUACACUGUUUCAAAAAUGGCAGCGAAUGGUGGCGCCGCCAGGUAAAGAGUCAGCCCGUCCUCAGAGCAAGAGAAGAAAGCGAAAAGGCUCCACAAGCAAUAAUGCAAAUGCUGGUAACAUGAACAGUCGGGAUGCACCUCCUUCGGGCAAACAGAAGCGGUCACCAGGACCUCAGGGUUUUAACCUAGGAUCCACAGUGCCUGGUGAUGUAAUGGUGGUAGGUGAACCAACACUCAUGGGCGGUGAAUUUGGAGAUGAGGAUGAACGACUCAUUACACGGUUAGAGAACUCUCAGUUUGAACCCACAAACAAUGAUGACAACGUUGACAAGUUCCACAACUCCCCUGUUGUGCAGCAAAGUCAAUGGGGCGGUGACAAAAACACACCUCAGCCCUCGACUGCCACCACCACACCAACCACCAACACUCCCCUGACAGAAGCCGAAAUCAAGCAGGAAUAG